This is a messenger RNA of Moneuplotes crassus, 2160 nucleotides long. The record is from the annotation of a GenBank genome assembly. NCBI's taxonomy places the organism in Eukaryota, Ciliophora, Spirotrichea, Euplotida, Euplotidae.
AAAAUGGACACUCAUAGAUCUUGGAGAAUUAAGAGGAUGGGUAUGGAGGAAGGGUGAGAGAUUGGUGGGACUGUGGAUGGGCAGGAGAGUGGGAAGAUUGAUGACUUCUCUGAUGAGAAUAUGAUGAGGGAGGAAUUUGUGUUUAUGUCAGGGAAAGUUAGGAGUACAAGUGAGAUGAAACAAUGACAUAAUAAUGUGUUGAGCUCUAACAGCUCAAGAGGAAGUUCUAAAAAUGUCAGAAAGAAUAGAAGAAGUAAAAAUGUAACCAAAAGCUUUGAAAACUCAAGGUUGCAGUACUCAGAUGCUAUAGAGUACAAUCCUAGAUGAGAGAACCAGACUCGAGUUCAGGACACCUUCAUCAAGAUCGCUCUCUUAGGUGAAGGGAGCUAUGGAACAGUCUAUAAGGUCUUAAAAUAAGCUAAACCAGACAGAGUACGCCAUGAAGUAUGUUGAUGGAAAUUUUUUAAAAAGAAUAAACAAGAUUCACGAGGUUCAUGUUGAAAAGUAUAUCCUUAUGAGAUGAAAGCAUCUGAAUGUUGUUAAGUUCUAUCAAUCCUUCAAAACGGAUCAGUUCUACUACUUCUUGCUUGAACUAUGAGAGAAGGGUUCCCUAAACGAUUUUUUAGUCAAAAAUAGAACCUGAACUAUAGAAGUAGCCAAGUACUUCGCUGCUCAUAUUCUGAAUGGACUCGAGUAUCUUCAUAAGCAAGGAAUAGUACACAGAGAUUUGAAGCCUUCCAAUAUCUUACUUACUGAUGACUAUACUCCAAAGUUGGCUGACUUCGGUACCGCCAAGAUCACAGAUUGCAAAGAUGACAGAAUACUAAAAUUAAUUAAAGAAAGAGAGAGGCAAGAAGCGUCUAAAUAUAUGAGAGGAGAAAGCAAUGGUACUUUUGUUGGCACUCAUGAGUACAUCUCUCCUGAGGUUCUAAAUUCACAAAAAGCAGACUGACUUGUUGAUAUUUGGGGACUCGGUAUUAUAAUCUACGAGAUGAUCCAUGGCCAUACUCCCUUUAAAGGUGCUACUGAGAUGCUGACUUAUUUGAACAUUUGUGAAGGAAAAAUUAAGUUUAAAUCUGACCUUGAUGAGGAUGUUAAAAAUUUCAUACUUUGCUGCCUUAAAAUAAACCCUCAAGAGAGAAUUGGCUAUCAGAAAGACUCAGAUCUCGCUCAUUACGAAAGCAUCAAAGAGCACAAGUUCUUCGAAGGGAUCGAUUUUCUAAAUCUCGAUGCUACACAAGUGAAAGGACUGUUCUAUUUUAAGGAGAAAUUAGUUAGCAAGAGUUUUACAGGAAGAAAGCCUGAAAUUGGAUUCAGUAGAUGCCAACUCAGAAUGGGGAGAUACCCUAAGAACUCAGAUGCUUAUUCUACAAUGGAUAGUUCUACUACACCCAGAUUUGCUAUCUCCUGCAAGGAAAUAAGAGAAAUGUAUUUUACAGAAAAAGGAGAGGACUUUGAGAAGAGAAUCUCUUGGAGUGACGAAGAUAAUGUGCCUACUCUAUUUGACGAGACUCAGUUCUUAGGUAAAGAGUCAUCUUCAGUCGUCACAAAUUUAGAAGAAGAUGACGAGAUUAAGGUACAAGAAGAAGAGGAGAAGAAAAUUUGCUACUAUGAAGAACCCUACUGCAAGAGAACUCUUAAAGAUAUCAAGGAGGACCCUGAAGAGUAUCAAAACUUUGAAGGAUCCUCAAGUAUCCAUUCUGGUUGUUUUAGAAGACUUAUCUCUGAUGAUUAUACCAAGAGGGCUAGUGAUUUCACAAAAUUUUCUAAAGAGGACGAAUCAGGAACGUCUUCAAGCCAAGAGCAUAGAAACACUACAGUCGUUUUGAAAUCUUCCCAGAUCCAUAAGAAGGGUAUUUUCUUCUUCAACGAGAGAACUCUGACGCUAGAGUCUUCUAAAAAGAGAAAUUCAUUUGGAUCCUCGCUAUCAUUAUACUACAUCAGCAAGGGAACCAAGAAAGAAAUUGACCUGAAUGUGACAACUGCUGUGAGACAAGUCACUGGGGUUAAGUUCGAGAUAACCAACUAUUAUCCAACUACAAAGUAUAUUUUUAGGACUAAGACUGAGGAAGAAUGUGAAAGCUGGAUCCUGACCAUUAAGAAGGCUAUCCAGCAAUUAGUUUCCGAGUAAGACCGUUGAGAUGACUCCCCUUGCUGCUC